AUGGCAGUGGAAGUGGUGCCAGGCCUGUACAUAGGCAGCAUCGAGGCGCUGGACAGGGAGGUGCUCAGGGAGAGGAGGAUCACGCACGUGCUGACGGUCAUGAAUUGUUUGGUGGACAAGCUGCACGGCGAGAUCACCCACAAGCACAUCUACGUUCCUGACGACUUCACGGGGAACCUGCUCAUCCACCUGCCCACCUGCGUGGAGUUCAUCGGAGAUGCGUUGACCAUUGGUGGCCACGUGCUUGUGCACUGCUAUGCUGGCAUUUCCAGGAGCUCGACGGUCGUCACUGCCUAUGUCAUGGCCACAGACUCUCUUUCCAGGUCGGCAGCCCUCAAAAAGGUGCGAAAGAGAUAUCCCAUCGCCUGUCCCAACCCGUCCUUCGUGCAACAGCUGCGCCUGUUCCACGCCAUGGGCUACCGGAUCGACCCCUACAACAGCGACUACAAGAUGUUCAAGCUGAGGCAGAAGAACAACCAGUACAAGUUCGGGUCGGCCAUCCUCAGCGAGAUGCAGUUUGCGGUGUUGCCAAGGGACGAGGAGGAUGGCCCCCAUGCUCUGGUGGGGGACAAUCUGUACCGGUGUCGGCCUUGCGGCUGCCUCUUGGCAACAUCCCUGCACAUCCUGUCCUGCACAAAGGAAGAUGAGGCCGCCCUCUUCCAGGAGCCCUGCGAGGACACGUCACUGUUUGUCGAGCCCGUGAGGUGGAUGGAAGGGGUUUCAGGCAGCGUGGAUGGGAAACUGCACUGCCCACAGUGUGGCACCAGCCUGGGAUCGUUCAGUUGGGCAGGCAUGCAAGACGACAAGGGGACCUGGUACGUGCCUGCAUUCAAGCUCCGCGUCAGGAGUCUGGACAUCGUGCAGCCUACCGUGCCGCCUUGGCUGAGGAGCCCGAGGCUCGGGGCGCCGGGGAUGGGCAGCCCGAAAAUCGGCGACCAGGUGCCAUCGCCCGUGCCGCAACAGCGAGGGACGGAUGCCACGCGGCCCCCUGCAGCCACAGGGGCUGCCGGCCCGGCCGGCAGGCGCUUCGACUGCCUCGUUCUGGACUGCGAAGGUGUGAUGGUGGACAGCGCCAAGGCCGCCUGCAUUGCCCUCAGCCUGAGCAUCCUGUCGGUGACGGGCUUUGACGCACCGCACGAGUACCCGCAGGACUACCUGGACGUCUGGGGCAUGGAUCUGCGGGAUUGCGUGCAGCACUACAAGGACAAAUUUGACAGGACGGCGUGGAACGUCGACGACGUCGCGAGGCGGGCCGUGGCCGAGAUGGGCCCCAUCUACCGGGAGCUAACUUCCGAUGGCAUCGAAGCCCUCCCGGGCGUCGUCGAUCUGGUGGAGGCGGCCAAGCGGGGCGGGGUGCCCGUGGGGGUUGGGUCGUCCUGCGCCCCGGAGUGCGUCAUGCACGGCCUGAAGGCUGCGGGGCUGGAGGGGCUGAUACACGGAUGCGCGGUCGUCAGCGGUCAACAGGUUGCUCGGGGAAAACCGGCUCCGGACAUGUUCGUGGAGGCCCUCACGCGCCUGGGCUGCAGCGACCCCUCCAGGGCCAUGGUCGUCGAGGGCGCCAUCCACGGCCUGCGCGCCGCAAAGGCCGCAGGCGCCCUCGCUGUGGGCGUCAGCACGUCGCUGCCCAGGGACGUCCUGGAGCCCCACGCGGACAUUGUUGUCGACAGCCUCGAGGAGCUGGUCCAGUUCUUUUAG
Messenger RNA from Ostreobium quekettii, 1695 nucleotides. The record is from the annotation of a GenBank genome assembly. Lineage: Eukaryota; Viridiplantae; Chlorophyta; Ulvophyceae; Bryopsidales; Ostreobiaceae.